Rhea pennata is the source of this 4946-nucleotide messenger RNA. It is a transcript of the gene LIMS2, whose product is annotated as LIM zinc finger domain containing 2. Gene Ontology annotation, cellular component: focal adhesion; cytoplasm; cell-cell junction. The transcript is spliced from 10 exons. Gene Ontology annotation, biological process: positive regulation of substrate adhesion-dependent cell spreading; cell-cell junction organization; cell-cell adhesion. The record is from RefSeq and is a predicted model, not a curated record. NCBI's taxonomy places the organism in Eukaryota, Metazoa, Chordata, Aves, Rheiformes, Rheidae. Bases 70 to 1095 code for a protein of 341 amino acids.
GCCGCGCCGCGCUGCCGCCCGCCUGUCCCGCCGCGCCGCUGCCGCCCGCCGCGCCGGAGGCGAGCCGCCAUGACGGGCAGUAAUAUGUCUGAUGCUCUUGCAAAUGCAGUAUGUGAACGCUGCCAGGCUCGGUUUGAUCCUGCAGAGAGGAUUGUGAACAGCAAUGGGGAGCUCUAUCACGAAAACUGCUUCGUCUGUGCUCAGUGUUUUCGUCAGUUCCCAGAUGGACUCUUUUAUGAGUUUGAAGGUCGGAAAUACUGUGAGCAUGACUUUCAGAUGCUGUUUGCCCCUUGCUGUGGGGAAUGUGGUGAGUUCAUCAUUGGGCGUGUUAUCAAGGCAAUGAAUAAUAACUGGCACCCAGAAUGUUUCCGGUGUGAGCUCUGUGAUGUGGCCCUUGCUGACCUGGGUUUUGUGAAGAAUGCAGGCAGGCAUCUGUGCAGACCAUGCCAUAACCGUGAAAAAGCUAAGGGACUGGGAAAGUACAUCUGUCAGAAGUGUCACCUGAUAAUUGAUGAGCAACCUCUGAUGUUCAGGAAUGAUUCCUACCAUCCCGAUCACUUUAACUGCACCCACUGUGGGAAGGAGCUGACAGCUGAGGCCCGGGAACUGAAGGGAGAACUGUAUUGCCUACCUUGCCAUGACAAGAUGGGAAUCCCCAUCUGUGGAGCGUGCCGCAGGCCCAUUGAGGGACGAGUGGUCAAUGCUCUGGGAAAACAGUGGCAUGUUGAGCAUUUUGUUUGUGCCAAAUGCGAGAAGCCGUUCUUGGGGCACCGACACUAUGAGAAAAAAGGACUGGCUUAUUGUGAAACUCACUAUAACCAGCUCUUUGGAGAUGUCUGCUACAACUGCAGCCACGUGAUCGAGGGAGAUGUGGUAUCAGCUCUUAACAAGGCCUGGUGUGUGAAUUGCUUCUCCUGCUCCACCUGCAACAUCAAGCUUACACUGAAGAAUAAGUUUGUGGAAUUUGACAUGAAGCCGGUAUGCAAGAAAUGCUAUGAAAAAUUCCCUCUGGAGCUGAAGAAGCGUCUGAAGAAGUUGUCUGAGCUGGCAUCCAAGAAAUCACAUCCCAAAGCUUUGGAUUUAAACUCUGCUUAAACAGGUCUGUCAAUCUGCUGACUGCACUCUUACAGUCAUGAAUUGCUACUCGCAGCAACUCUUGACCACAGAGGGAAUUGUUAAGAAAAAAUGAACCAAAGACAAGUAGUACCUUCCCCUGCUUCUGCUAAUGUAGCUUGAAUCUUGACUAUCCCUUUUCUCAAGCAACUGUCUAUUAACACUGUCAGGAAGAAAAAUCUGAUUUCUUCUUCAGCAGUUCACAGGCUGGUUGUUAAUUUGUUAAUAACAACUUAUUCUGCCUUUGAAUUGUAUGCAAUUUUUUCUUCCUCAGUUGAACCAUAGUUCUCUCUCCAUUCCUCUUACAGUCUAAGGAACUUGGAAACAAUGAUUAGGUGUAGGGGUGGAGGAAAUGUAUGGUUAGCUCUUUUUUGGUUAAAGUACAGAAGUUUCUCCUUUAGUCGUGCAUGAAGAAGUUUUAUUUUUUAAAUCUGUAGGCAAAUACUCUGAAAACUGCCACACUUUGCUACAUACAGAAUGUACUGGUCUUUGCCCAGAUUCCUAUUGAGCAUGCACUGACACUAUACAGUCCUACUGGUUAGCAGGUUUACUGGAUGAACCCAGAGGCCAACGAUUAUGGCCUCUGCACUGUCUACUUAUCUAGCUCCAGACCAGUGUUGAGGUAGGACAGCUGAAGAACUUUGCUGCUUCCCUAUUCAGCAGUAAGAGGAUUUCAAUCUCCAUGGCCAUGUCAGCCUCUUCAGAAUUGUUGGACUUUCCUUAAGCAGGAGGUGGUUAUGGGAAAGGACAAAUUUUGUUAGGAACUAACUCUAUAAUUUUCUCAAUCUGUUCUCUACCCCACCAUGGGCACUAGAACUUUGAGUGGACAGCACAAUGUGUGUCCUACCCAGUGGCACAGCUGGCACUUCUUGAUGUAGUGUAGCUGGAGCUCUGAUUGUUCUUUUGCAUAGUGAAAUCCAGUUGAUAAUACAGUACUAAUUUAAGCAGUUCAAUUUCACAUUCAGUCCUUUCCACUUUAUUUGAAAGGUGAGUAUGCCUUCUGAAGUCACUCUCGAGAAAGCCCAAUGAUGUGAAGGUGUUUCUAAUAUUUACAGUUUUUAACAAAUGCAGUCUCAUGCAGAAAAAGCAGAAUUUUUUUUCCUAAAACUUUAACCCAAAUAAGAGUUCCCAUCUUUCUUCUUAAGAUCUGAGUGUACUUAAAGGGAAGACCUCAGACAUGAACCCGUAAAUUUUAAGAAUACGUUUUUGCCUAAAAGUUUCCUUCUGCUCUGUAGUUUUGCCUAUCACUGGUACAGUUUCACUGCUUCUACUCUCUCUGCUAGUAUAACCCCCAGGUGAUGAGAAAUUUAUUAGUUUUAAACAUUCUCAGUACUUCUUUAGUUGUGAGCCAUCAGCAGAGCUGUUCCUAGGUCCACCCGUUUUGUAUAAUCAUGGUGAGCUUCUGAGACUUAUGGAGGCAUUUCGCAUGGUUUCUUGUGCUGAACUAAUCAGAGCAGCCUGAAAAUCUGUUUCCCUGAACAGCAGGAGAAUGUGCUAGCCCUUUUUACAUGGUGGACAGGAUUGGAAGGCACUGGAGUACUUCUAGCCCUUGCAUGAUUUCUAUCUCCUAUAAAGUGGAUAGUUUACUAAGUCAAAUGAACACAGCAGUUGGGCUUUACUCUGCAGCCCCAGGUGAGUUAGCCAGCAAGAUGUUAAAGCUUCCUCACUUUUUCUGUAUGUGAGCAGCAACUGAAUUGGUCAAAAUCUGAAUAAAUCUUAAAAUUUUCCUCACUGUGAUCACACUCUGCCCAGAUCAGGUCUAAACAAGGUAAUAGCUAAAGUACAGAUAUCUACUAGCAUGCUUGCUGUAGCUGCUACCCAUGAAACUGCACCAGUGAUGUCACAGCAGUGGUGGGAAAUUCUGGUUAACUAUGUGCAGAUGAGAAUUCCAAAUGCAAGAACAUAUCUUAGAUACUGGCUAUCAUAAUUCAGAUUUCCUUCAGCUACCUUGCUUUUUGCUGUCAUAAGUUAUCAUAAGCAUUUAACUGAGAUAUUCAGCAUCCACUAUAACAUUUGGGAGGGGAGAUGGGCUUUAAUCAAAGGUAGAACUCUUCCUUCCUCUUGUGACCAAUCUGCACUGUAGAUUACACCAAUAUUAGCUUUUCUUGUCACUGCUUUAGGAGAGCAUAUGGCUAGUUCCUGUUCUUUUGCUAGCCUUUAAAUGGUCUUUCAGACAAAGGCACAUAGAGCAGCAUGGCUUUUAGUGCAGUAGCGUGUGGUCACUACAAGAACCAGUCUUGUAAGCCUAUUCUUUGGCACUUGGUUUGUAGAAGAAAGCACAAAAACUACUGACCAAGACACAGUUCAUUAUAUUGUAUAGAUUCUUCUCUGCGUAAAGCAUGCAGCUCUGUUCCUAUAAUCUUAGUUACAGGCCAAGCCUAAUGCCAAAUCUGAGCAGCUGUAUAUCUUCAGCUUUCUGGAAGGAUGGUGGAGGAACACACAGCAGUAUUACCCACUUACAAGUAUGGAAAGACUGUGCAGCUACAGACAAUAGUAUUCUUUCAGAGGCCACUCUCAAGCUCAGCAAUGAAAAAUGCAUGUAUGUAGAGCUGAAUGCAAUUAUUUUUAUAUUGCAGAUAGAGACUUAAUAUGAGUUGGAAAUUGAGUAGACCUAGCCUCUGUGUUCAAAGGAUAGUUGAUACCAUUCUCUUUGACAGACUGCUCAGUUCUGUAGGAUUUGGAUUCUGUCCUUAUCUUCAGAGUAUUUCCCAAGACUAGUGAUGUUAAAAAUCCUUUUAAUAGCUGGAUAGUGAUGUUGCCUUAAUGUUUCCUUAAUUAUUAAUUAAUUUUUGCAGUUAUUUUUAUUACACUUUGCUGCUCAUAGCAUGCAGUGCGCAGAGUAACAGUACUGCAUAUUAUUGAUGUUCAUUUUGUGAGACAGAGGAAUCGAGCAAAUAGGAGAAAAACUUAUAAAAAGUUUGAAAAAUAUGCAUCUUUGAGUCUACAUUUUUUUAAAAGUAAGUAGAAGGUACUGCAGACUUACAAAUUCUCCUUAGUGUGCUGAUAGGCUAACAGUAUUGUUGUAAAGUCAAGAUCUCUGUCAGAAAUGUAAGCUUAAAGGUGUGUGCUUUUUUUUUUUUUUUUUUUUUUUUGCCUUUUUUUUUCCAUUGCUGUAAACAGACACGGGCCAAAUUCAUCCUAGAUAUCACACCACUGAAGAGCAUAGAUUUACAUCAAGGUUGAACUCGGCUCAGAAGUCUUUCCUUACUAAAAGCUGCUGUCUCAUUACAUAGUUUUAUAGUUUACAUUUAUAUUUAUACAUACUGAAUUAAAAUCACUAAUAUUCACUGAGUACACUUGAAAACAGUGAUGCUUUUAUAAAUCACAGUAUGUGAAGCUUACUUGUAUUCAAAUGGUAUGUUAAUUACUCAUUACCUUUCUUUAUGGCAAGCUAAUCUGCUCUCUAGGGCUUGAGUGCUGGUCUUCAUUUUUACAAUCUAUGCAAUGUAGGCAAAUAUUGUUCAAUCUUCUGUAUAGAUUUUCUAAAGUAAUGUGUUUUGUGUUGGAUUAUGUAGACUUCUGUGACUGACCCUUAUAAUCAGUGGUUGGAUAGUAGUGGAACUGAUUGCAGAGAAACAUGAAACAAAUGCAGUUUUACUAGUCUGUAAAGCACUAUUAAGUGCUGAGGAUGCUACAGACUGAGUAAAGGAUUCAGCAGCUACUUCUCUGGGUUUAGGCCCUGAUGAGCAGGGCUGGAUUCUGCACAGGAUGAAGCUGUCAUUUUAUUACACUUUGCUUGUGCUCUCUAACCAAAACGUGACUGUGGAUUAAAAUAUUGUAAUACUGUACUUGUUCAUAUUCUUGUAAUAAACUUAACUUUACUACAUUUUAAA